Neopsephotus bourkii (Bourke's parrot) is the source of this 795-nucleotide messenger RNA. Its product is annotated as mid1-interacting protein 1-B-like. Gene Ontology annotation, cellular component: cytosol. NCBI's taxonomy places the organism in Eukaryota, Metazoa, Chordata, Aves, Psittaciformes, Psittacidae. The transcript is spliced from 2 exons. The record is from RefSeq and is a predicted model, not a curated record. Gene Ontology annotation, biological process: regulation of lipid biosynthetic process. Bases 60 to 464 code for a protein of 134 amino acids.
GCCCGGAGCAGAGCCCGGAGCAGAGCCCGGAGCAGCGCUGCCGCAGCCGGAGCGGGGCCAUGGAGCAGUACUUCUCAGCCACGCACAGGAUGGAGCAGGAGGUGAUGUUCCCCAGCCUGCUCCGAGGGGUCUUCCCGCAGCAGCAGCACGGGGAGGCUCCGGAUGCCGAUGGCCACACGGACCUCUACGAGCGCUACCAGCAGCUCAAAGCCAUCAAGUCCAUGGUGGAGAAGGGCCUGGCCUCUGUCAAUGACCGGAGCUUGAGCAGCAGCGAUGCAGAUGCAGAUGCAGAUACAGCCGAAGAUGAGGGUGUAGAUGGUAACCUGGAGGAGCGGCUCUCCCAUCAUGUCAAUGGGUUGCAGCAGGUUCUGACAGACCUGACCAAGAACACCAAAGCUCUCACGCGGAGGUACAGCCAGAUCCUGGAGGAGAUCAACCUCAGUGAUGAUCAGCCCAGCUCUUGAGCCUGCACCCCCAGCCUGUGAGGGUGAUCUGUUGUUUGCAGCCCAGUGGCUCUGUGUCAAGUCCCAUGAGGAGCAUCCUUCAUGAGCAGUGCAGAGCUUGGUCGUCUACCCACCGGGUGCUGCUGGUACCAUCCAACUUGCCCUGUGGCCGAUCCUGCUGGCAACCUUGCUGCUUCCUUCACCCUGUCCCAGGGGGAAUUCUGCAUGGCAGAAACGAGUGUUUGUGUUAUUGCUCUGCAGGAGGCGUCUGUACCUUGGAAGCGAUGCUUUGUUCUCUGUCUAACCCUCCCCACCCAACCUCUUGGAUGUAAAUAAAAUGCCAAGCCUUGUA